AUGGGUAAAACCGUCUACAGACUGAAGAGAUUUUUGCGACAGGCCCAGUUGCUCCUCUUCUUUCUGGGCGUGGCUUACAUCAUGGCAGGCAGUGUAGUUCUGCUCCAGCGCUCCAACAUGGCCCUGUUUCAGAGAGAAACCAAUGUGCCGUCAGAAUCGCUUUCCAUACCUUUAAGAUCUCUGGAUGCACCAAGUAUUAAUCUGGACCUGGCUGAUGGUAGAGCAAAUCAGGAGCAUUUCAUGUCCAGAAAGCUGAAGCUCAGACAUCUGAGGUGCCAGGAGAACAUGGCAGAACACAAUCCAUCGCAGAGAGAAACCAGACAAAUAGGAACCUACAUCGGCUGUUUUACAAACGAUGACAAACAGCUAGCGCUUGGAGGGACCGUUCUUUAUGACUUGCGCAAAAUGACCAGUUCCUUAUGCCAGGACACCUGCUCACAGAGUGGGUACCGGUUCGCUGGGUUGGAAUAUGCCACAGACUGUCAUUGUGGGAACCAUAUCGGUGCCCCUCGGGCACGGAAUGAGGACUGCUACCUGGAGUGCAGGGUAGAAAGGGGCUCGCCAUGUGGAGGUGUGGCCAGACUGUCAAUCUACAAAGUGGAUGAAUGGAUUUUUGGACACAGGAGAUACAGAAAUGUGCACUAUUAUGGCUGCUUCCAGAUUCCAAAAAACACCCUCACCGGCUUCCAGCUCUACAUCAGCCAGCCUAAUGUGACCUCUCAGCUGUGUGUGGAGACCUGCACUGAUCAGGAGCUGCCUUUAGCCGUCCUGAGGGGGCGGGACUGUUUGUGUGGCCACACCUCCUCUUUUCCUCUAAUGCAGAAGACUGUCGAGGAGCAGCUAUGUGGGUGGAGCGAACCUGAAAACCACACCUCCAGUGCUGACUACUUACAGGUGUACAGCACACCUCUGCUAGAAUCCCAGUGCAGGGAGAAGAUGUUUCUGCCAGAAAGUACCUCAUCCCUUAUCGCGUUGUCUAGUUUUCCGGGAGCUGGCAACACCUGGUUGCGCCACCUCAUUGAACUUGCCACAGGCUUCUACACUGGCAGCUACUACUUCGAUGGCUCUUUGUACAACAAAGGCUUCAAGGGAGAAAAAGAUUACUGGAGAAGUGGAAGAACCAUCUGUGUAAAGACGCAUGAGAGCGGCCCAAAGGAAAUCGAGGCGUUCGACUCUGCCAUCCUAUUGAUCCGGAACCCGUACCGCUGCCUCAUAGCUGAGUUCAACCGCAAGAACGCCGGGCACCUGGGAUAUGCAACAGACUCACACUGGAAGAGUCAAGAGUGGCCAGAGUUUGUGGAGAGCUACUCCUUGUGGUGGGUGUCCCAUGCCCUGGCCUGGCUGAAGUUCCCCAGGAAUGUUCUGGUGGUGCACUAUGAGAAGCUCCAAAUGGACCUCGUCACCCAACUCCGACACAUCACGUCGUUCCUGAACGUCAGCGUGUCCGACGACAGACUUCUGUGCGCUGACAGUAAUCGAGACGGUCAUUUCAAACGUUCCAGAACCCAUGACCUUAGUUUUGACCCUUUCUCAGUGGACAUGAGGACGCGUAUAGAUGGGUACAUCCGGGAGGUGGAUCGUGCCCUGAGAGACAGAAAUCUAACUGGUCUGCCUCAGGAAUAUAUGCCUAGAUGAUACACAUCCAGAAUGAAUAAGAACAUGUGGAUGUAUAGAUUUACUUCUAAGAAAAGAUGAAAGAGGGGUGCUUGGGUGGUGCAGCGGUAAAACAAGAUGGCCCACCAGUGCUGAGAUCUUAAGCUCUUCAGUUCAAAUCUCAGCUCUGCUAUCAGCUGUCAGCGGUUCCUCUGUGCUUGGGCUACUAUGAACUCUGCUUACAGGUUGAGCCGCCUGUAUGGGGGCGUGUGGCUUUCUACAAAUGAUGCUUUGGUGAGACCCCACCCCUGGUAGGUGAUAAAAAAGCAUUCUGUGUGUGUCAGAGGGGGACAGCUUCAGCCCUCUUCAAUGAGAGAGAGAUAAACUCCAGUUGCCAGCGACUGAAUUAGGUAAAAAAAAAGAGUCGAUUGGAAAAAAGAGAGAAGAUGGAAGAGUACAUCUAAAAAGUGCCUAAAAAAAUCACAUUGACUACAAGCUUCUGUGGCCUUUAGGAAAUGUGGAGAGCAGUUUAUCACAUUCUUGUUUUGCUUGUGUUUAUUUCCUGCUGCCCUUGAAUAAAGGGCAACUCAGUUUGUGGUUUGUACAAAAUAAAUGCCAUAGUUGAACUGCAUGGCUGUAUAAUAUAUAUAUAUAUUUUUAAU
Messenger RNA from Trichomycterus rosablanca, 2255 nucleotides. RefSeq names its product WSC domain containing 1b (gene wscd1b). The transcript is spliced from 8 exons. The record is from RefSeq and is a predicted model, not a curated record. Lineage: Eukaryota; Metazoa; Chordata; Actinopteri; Siluriformes; Trichomycteridae. The coding region runs from base 1 to 1635 and encodes 544 amino acids. Gene Ontology annotation, molecular function: sulfotransferase activity.